Molecule: messenger RNA, 213 nt
Organism: Rotaria sordida
Lineage: Eukaryota; Metazoa; Rotifera; Eurotatoria; Philodinida; Philodinidae
Source: the annotation of a GenBank genome assembly
AUGCAAAAAAAAAGUGGUAUGAUAUCAUCAAAAGAUGAAUUUUAUAAAUCAGUUCAUGAUAUAAAAGAAACAUUACUUAAAAAUGGUUUAUCGAAAAUAUCUGCUGAUAAUCUAGAAAAACUAUUUAAUUACUUUGAAGUUGAAUAUCCAAAAAUACGUGAUGGUGAUUCAAUUGUUCGAACAAAUGAUCGCAAACGCACACGACGACAAUAG